AGCACCUUAAAGAUUGUAAUGUGUUUCAUUCAAGUUUCAACUUCCAGUCUUCCUUUUCACCUUCCAUAGUCCACCCGCCGGUCUUUUAGCCCUCAUUACCCAACCAACUGAAAGAAGAAGAAACAAAUAAUAUACAGAAGUCGGCUCCGGCGACUCCCGAUUUCCAUUUCCUCCAUUUCCACCGGGAGUUCGCCCCGCCAGAGAGUUCUCUGGAUUUUGUUUUAUUUGUGACAAGGGGCUCCAAGUGGACGGAGGAUUUUCAGGGUUUGUUGGGAAUGGCAGCGGAUAAAGAAUCGUCGUCGUCAAGCUCGGAGAAGCAAGAUCUGACUCGCCACGAGUCCGACUCGGAAGAUGUCCCCAAGUCUCCUCCUAGCUCCCCUGGCUCUUCCACUCGCAAGGCUUGCUAUGCUGUUCUGCAAAGUUGGGUCUCCAAGAAGUUCAUGACUGGAUGCAUUGUUCUAUUUCCAGUAGCUGUGACAUUCUUAGUCACAUGGUGGUUCAUUGAGUUUGUGGACAGCUUCUUUAGUCCAAUAUAUGAACAACUUGGCGUUGAUAUAUUUGGUAAGAAUUAUUUACUAGAGUUUUCCCCCGAGUCAUACUCUCCGCUACUGAUAUAUACCACUGUUUUUGAAACAGGCCUUGGAUUUAUUACGUCACUACUUUUCAUAUUCUUUGUGGGGAUAUUUGCUUCAUCAUGGUUUGGUGCCACUGUAUUCUGGCUUGGUGAAUGGCUCAUAAAGCAAAUGCCAUUUGUGAAGCACUUAUAUUCAGCCUCCAAGCAACUCAGUGCAGCUAUUUCUCCUGACCAAAAUACUACUGCAUUUAAAGAGGUGGCAAUCAUCCGUCAUCCACGGCAAGGGGAAUAUGCAUUUGGCUUCAUCACAUCCACUGUUCUCCUUCAGAGAGAAGAUGGUGAUGAAGAGCUGUGCAGCGUUUAUGUUCCAACAAACCAUUUAUAUAUUGGAGACAUUUUUCUGGUCAACUCGAAAGAUAUUAUCAGACCAAACCUGUCAAUUAGGGAAGGAAUAGAGAUCAUUGUCUCGGUUGGUAUGACAAUGCCACAAACCAUAGCUCCCGCUGAAAGAAUUUUGCAUCAGAAAAAUGGGACGCCACUGACCAGAAUGGUAUAAGGUACUGAAUCAUGAGUACUCUACCUCCCGUGGAUGGAUGAUUUGCCCUGUCAAAGAGGAAUCAAAUGUAUCUCAAGACAGUUUUAGGUGUGUACAUAAUAGCUGCGAAUCCGAUUGUUCUUUUGUGUAUUUCCUUCUCUAUACUAUAUAGUGUUAAAAGAAACAAUAUGCUAACGGUUAAAUGGCUUCAUUACAUAACUCUAUCUGCGUUUCUUCCGCUGAGCACUAGGGGGUAGUUUUUCUGAUGGUCCAGUAGGUAGUUUGUGUCCAGUUUCCUUCUCAAUCCGUCUCUUGAGCUCUCUGAGCCGACCCAGUAAUACGCCAAUUGCGCUC
Molecule: messenger RNA, 1463 nt
Organism: Linum tenue
Lineage: Eukaryota; Viridiplantae; Streptophyta; Magnoliopsida; Malpighiales; Linaceae
Source: the annotation of a GenBank genome assembly